AUGCCGCGCGGCGGACAGCGCGGCUGCCGCGUGCUGGGCUGCAGCAACGACCUUCAAUCUAGCUUCCAGCUGAAGUACCGCAUCUGCUCCCGCUGCUUCAAGGCGCCCACGCUGGACUGCGGCGGCACGCCCUCCCGCUUCUGUCAGCAGGCGAGGGCGGCUGCGGCUGUAUACACCCUCUGGAUGCGUUUUCUGAAGAGCGGCGCAGCUGCAGGCGCAGCUUGGAGAGGCACCAGCUGCGGCGCCAGAGCUCCCGGGCGGCGCGGCGCGGUGGCGGUGGCGGCGAGGGGCCAGACGGAAGAGACAGAGGCAGAGGCGGGGGCGGAGGAAGAAGCGCAAGCUACUGACAGCGGCGGGUCAGGGGCAGGGGUGGAGCCAGGAGACUCCCAGCAGAGCGAGGGCUGGGAGGAGCCGGCGGCGACGCCGCCGCCGGCGAGGCGCCCGCGCCGCUACCCUCCCGAGCAGCAGCAGCAGCAGCAAGCGCAGCAGGCGCAGCAGGCGCAGCAGGGAAGCGAGGCGCCGGUGCCGCAGGCGUGGCAGCCGCCGGGCGAGCCGCCGCCGCCGUGGCAGGCGCCGCUGGCACCUGGCGUGCGGUGGCAGGAGCGGCAGUGGCAGCAGCAGGCGGAGCAGGCAUCGGUGGGGCUGCCCUGGCAGCAGACGCAGCAGGCGCAGCAUGCACAGCAGGCGCAGCAGGCGGGCUGGCUGCCCGCCGCGCUGGCCUGGGGGGCAGAGCCCUCCUGCUGGCGGCAGCAGCUGCCCUGGGCCGCUGCCGAUCCCCCACGCCCGCACCCGCAGCCGCAGCAGGCGCAGCAGCAGGCGCAGCAGCAGGCGCAGCAGCAGGCGCAGCAGGCGCAGCACCCCCAGCAGGCGCAGCACCCCCAGCAGGCGCAGCACCCCCAGCACGCGCAGCAGCGGUGGCAGCAGGCCGGCUCUCCGCAGGCAGCUGCGGGGCAGCUGCCCGCCUGGCUGGAUGCCUACCUUCCGCCAGAACCGGGAUGCGGCACGCUGCCGCUGCCGCCGCCGCAGCAGACGCAGCAGCAGGAGCAGCCGCCGCGGCGGGAGGCCGCCGCCGACUGGCUGCAGGCGCGGUGGCCGGCGGCGGCGGCGGCGGCGCAGGCCCCACACCCACACACUGCCGGGCCCGCCUGGCAAGGGGCGGGCUGGGAAGGCGGCGCCGCGCAGGCCUGCCUGGCAGCCACCGCCCCGCGCCAACCGGCGCCAGCAGACAGCCUGGCCGCUCAAUCGCAGCAGGAGGAGCAACCGGGAGAGGCCUGGCAGCCCCUUGCGCCGCCGCCGCCGCCGCUGCCAGGCCGCCCCGCGCCGCCCCUGGGGCAGCUGGUGGCGCAGGCGACGGCGGCGCUGUCGGCGGCGCUGGCGCCGGCUGGCGGCGCCCAGCUGGCGCCAGGGGAGCAGGCUCGCCUCGCUGCAGAGAUAGAGGCUGCACUGUGUGCCGCGCUGGUGCCCCGGGGCGGCCCAGAGGUGGAGGUCGCACUGGCAGGCCAGCCCGCGGCGGCGGCGCCGGCACGCCUCGCGGUUUCGCCGCCGCCGCCGCUGCCGCAGCCGCAGCAGCCGCAGCUGCCGCCCCCGCACCACCACCACCGCCGCCAAUACCAGCAACACCAGCAGCAGGAGCAGGAGCAGGAGCAGGCGCAGCAGGCGGGGCCGGUCGCCAGCCUGGCGGCGCGGGCAGAGGCGGCACUGGAGGCGGCACUAGCCCGCCAGCAGCGGCUGGCAGCCGACUUGCAGGCUGCCCGGCAGGCGGCGGCCCUGGCUGCCCUGGAGCAGCCGACGGGGCAAGAGGGGGGGUGGGAGUGA
Molecule: messenger RNA, 1815 nt
Organism: Chlorella variabilis
Lineage: Eukaryota; Viridiplantae; Chlorophyta; Trebouxiophyceae; Chlorellales; Chlorellaceae
Product: expressed protein
Exons: 7
Coding region: 1-1815 (604 amino acids)
Cellular component (GO): nucleus
Molecular function (GO): DNA binding
Source: RefSeq, a predicted model, not a curated record